Protopolystoma xenopodis is the source of this 519-nucleotide messenger RNA. The record is from the annotation of a GenBank genome assembly. Lineage: Eukaryota; Metazoa; Platyhelminthes; Monogenea; Polystomatidea; Polystomatidae.
UUGUCUGUAUGUCUGCCCGACUGUCAUUAUGUAUGUAUGUCUACAAAUCUAUCUGGUUCUCUAGUUUUCAGUCCAACCGUCCGUCGUGGGGUCUAUUUUACCGUUUGUGGGGUCUAUUUAACCGUUUGUGGGCCGGCCAACCAACCCGACUGUCUAUUCGUUUGUCUCUCUGAUGGUCGAUCGGUGAGUUGGUGGGCUCUUCUUUUCCGGCAAGCAAUAGACAAACACGACUCUUUUACUGGCUGCGUGUGUCGCCAUGCCAAUGGCACUCAUCGAGUCGACGAGCAUAGCCACCAGAAUUUGUGGUCAAAACCAGCAGAAAGUGGCGCCAUUGUAGAGACCGUGUACCGUCCAGCGAUUCGUCGGUCGCCCAGCUCAGACCGGCGUCCAACCGCCCAGCCAGCCUUGUCCGCACCACAAGGCUCGUCCAGCCUCUGGGCGCCAUGGCAACCUGGACAGUUGAUGCCGUCGAGUCAGUAUUUCAGCACCGACAAUAGCUCGAUUGGCCGGUCAGCUUGA